Molecule: messenger RNA, 2985 nt
Organism: Drosophila eugracilis
Lineage: Eukaryota; Metazoa; Arthropoda; Insecta; Diptera; Drosophilidae
Gene: Aps
Product: diphosphoinositol polyphosphate phosphohydrolase 1
Exons: 4
Coding region: 1145-1678 (177 amino acids)
Biological process (GO): adenosine 5'-(hexahydrogen pentaphosphate) catabolic process; diadenosine hexaphosphate catabolic process; diphosphoinositol polyphosphate metabolic process
Cellular component (GO): nucleus; cytoplasm
Molecular function (GO): diphosphoinositol-polyphosphate diphosphatase activity; endopolyphosphatase activity; bis(5'-adenosyl)-pentaphosphatase activity
Source: RefSeq, a predicted model, not a curated record
GAGAUUGGAAAGUGAAUAAGAAUAUACGUGAAGAAGGCGAGAUAAGCAAACGGCAAAACGUGAGACUGUGUGCGUCCUCCGUCUCCUCGCACCUAAGUGGAGCGCACUUAAAAAAUAUUUUGUGGAUGGAGUGGAAUAACAAUAAAUAACAAAUAAUCAAAUGCAUAAGCAGAAAAUGCUAAAAAGCUACAAAGAGAGCCCAAAGUGAUAAAUAGCGAACGGUGAAAAGCACGCGUUUUCCGCUUUUCCAGCAGCCGUGUGCCAAUUCGUUUUGCACAUUUCAAGCAGCCGGAUAUUGUGGAGGCAAUGGAAAGCGAAAACAUGUGUGCAUGUGUGUCGCUGGGAUAACGGCGAAAAAGGCGAAAGAGGAGCUAGUGAAUUAGCGAAAAACUUGAGCUGAGAUCCAAAAAUCGGAUCUUAAGUUUGAGGAGGACAAAAAGAGAGAGAGACGAAGCAAAAGUUAUUCACAUACACACAAAUACACAUACAAGCGCGACACACGCUCUCCCGUGUAAAACCAAUACAACAACAAAAAAACAACAACAUGCAAUAUUUGCAAAGUAGUUAAAUAAUUCUGCCCUGUCUGCGCUUUAUUUCCUUCUUCAUUUCGGUUCUUCUGGUUUUUUUUUGUUUAAUUUCAACAAGUUUCUGUUUCUCGCUUUUCCCUUACACACACACAAUCGCACUGUUCUUUUUUCGUUACUACUUCAAAACAACAAAAACACACGGCACACGAACACUAAAAACACCAACACCAAUACAACGUCUCGUGUGACGUGCGAGCGCAGAAAUUGUCGUCUUUAGAUUUUGUUUGUGCACUUUUCGCCAUUUCCCUUUGUGUUCCGUUGUUCGCGGAAGAGGAGGGGCAGAAGGAAUAAGGAGAGUGGCCGAGAAGCACCUGCGAAAAAGCGGCACGAGAUCGCCAGAAAAGCAGAAAAUCGCAAGAAGCAAAAGCGACCGGCUCCCCACUCAUACUCAAACAAAGCACACACACACAUAUCCAACACUUGUUGCAGCGGAAGAGGAGAAGGGGCAAGAGGGCGAUAAGAAGGGUAGACAAAGGAGAGAGACGAGGAGGAGCAGGAGAACAAGUGCCUAAGAAAAAAACAUCGCCCAUCUGCUAUCAGCGAAUACCACUGCAAACAUGGUCAAGGAGAAGCCCAACUCGACUCGUAUCUACGACAAGGAUGGAUUUAGGCGGCGAGCUGCUUGUAUUUGUGUGAAAUCGGAAAAUGAGGCGGAGGUGCUCUUGGUAACCUCCUCUCGUCGUCCGGAGCUAUGGAUAGUUCCAGGAGGUGGCGUUGAACCCGAAGAGGAACCCUCAGUGACGGCAGUACGCGAAGUUCUUGAAGAAGCCGGUGUUGUUGGCGAUUUGGGUCGUUGUCUAGGUGUUUUUGAGAACAACGACCACAUGCAUCGUACUGAGGUGUUCGUGAUGAACGUGACCCAGGAACUGGACGAAUGGGAGGACUCGCGGAGCAUCGGCCGAAAGCGUCAGUGGUUUACCAUCGAUGAUGCAUUGUCGCAGCUUGCACUGCACAAGCCGACGCAGCAACAUUAUCUGAUGCAGUUGCAGCACUCGAAGACACUGGACAACACGAAUCGCGUGGUUAACGCCACGCAUCCGCCCAAGUUGACCAAUACCGCCACUCCAGCCGCAUCGCCUACAACGGCAUAAAGACAUCGGAAUGCAGAAAGCAGGAAGAGGAAACCACACAUGCACACCACACUUAACCCCGAAACUAAUCCAACACACUAACUCUAACCCCCAUAUACAUUUUGACAUUUUGCAAAUUUACAAAUAGACAGGCAGUCUUCUAGAUUAUGUUGAUUAAGCAAUACUUAUUUCCCCGCAUCCCCACACAUAGACCCAUUUGCGUUUAAGUUUAAGUCAAAGCGUUCAUUUAUGUCUUUAGUAAUUGUAUGAGAACUAAAUUUAUGUGUUUACUCCAGAGCGAGUGAAAAGGAGGUGAAGAAAACAAAAACGCUACUCGAUCAAUGCUAAGCGAUAACUUAUAUUAUUCGAGAUCUAUAUAACACAACACAGAUGAAAACGGAAACAAAAACCAACAUGUAAUAAUUUUUGAGCGAAUAGCACUUUUUGCAAACACGAAAAAGAAACUAAAACUAGAUGAACUAAACAACAAAAUCCAGAUGUAACGAUAUCUAUUAGAUUUUUCUACUCUUUUUUAUAAUUUACUCAAAAGGCAUCUUAAUUGAUUAUUGUAACAAACAAACCAAUUGGAAUCGGCUUUUAAGAGCGUAAAGAAGAUCUUAAUUAACUAUGCUAAGCGGCCUAAACAAUAAAUCGAAACCUAUUUAAGCGAUGACUAACAAAACGAUUUCGUUUUGAAUCUAACCUUGAAGUCAAGCAAGGAUCAUUUUUCAAAAGAAAUCUGGACUCUAAACUUUAGACUCUCUGACGGACGGACAUAAGACUCAAGAAAAAUCAUUAAAAACCCUUAAUAUAAUUAACAACAGUUGCCUAUGCAAGAAAUAAAACCCACUGCAGGGGAAAUAUAAAGAUAAACGUUAACUUAUUGUAAAAACAAAAUGCGAGAAAUUAGAGAAGCCAGCAAACAAACAUAUUAUGAACUAAUUCAACUACUAAAUAUGUGCACGUUGUACUUUUCAGAAACAAAAAAAAAAUAACAAUAAUUACGAUUAUAAUAUUAACACAGCUAAGGAGAGAAGCAUGUUUUCAAUGUGAUUUAAGAGAUACAAGAUACAUACGAGUUGAACAAUUUUAUGUGACAUUUUUUCGAUGAUUUUUUGGCACUUCAAAAGCGCGCAACAAACGAAAUUUUAAUUCAAGCUCAAUGGAAGCAAAGUCUGGCAGUUGAAUCUAUGAUUUUAUCAAUCUAUCAAUUGAACUUUAGUUGCAAACUAAAGCCGGCAAACGAACUUUAUCGGAUCGCUAAAUUAUAUCACAAAUUGUUGCAAUUAAAUGAUGAUUUACAACCAAUAAAGAAGAAAACAAACAAA